GCAUCUUCACGCGUCGCAGUAUCUAUUCCUUCCAUGCGCCAUCUAUUACCUAUCCUGUUGUCCUCAUGCCUCUCACGAACACCAGGAUUUUCGUUUGAACUACGCGUUCUAUCUAUGAAGUGUGAUCGUCCUAGAUCUGGUGUGCCUGUACGACUAAUUCUUCAGGGUUCAUUUGUCGUCCUGCAGCCAGGACUCGAGCAGACUGUGAGACGGACAUAUACACGUGUAGACGUAUAUGAACCCCUGCCUCAAUUCGUCGCACUCACAUCGUCCUGUCGACUGAUGUUGGGACAGCUGUUGACAGCGGAUGUGUCGAAAGUUCAUCCAUCCCACUGCCAAUCCUUAGAGGUAAAUAAGCCUCAUGACAAAGCCUCGUUCGGGAGUACUUCGCCAGAGGCGCGUAGGCAUAGAUAGAAGAUUCCCUCCGGGCGCACCUCUCACGCAGGUCGGUGGAAAGGAUUAUCAGCCCACCAAACGACAGAAGGUCGGAUUAUCAUCCGUCACAAUGAAGAGAGAUGGCGAUCCUCUGUAUGACCCCAUAACAGCACCGCCCGAGAGCAGCGAUGAUGAGGCAGAAAGCCCUCCUAAACGGGAGCUGGGCAUUAAGGAUGAAGAUGAUUCAGACGAAGAGUAUAAUAGGGUCAAAGCCGCCAACAUCCGCGGAACUACUUUCGACAACAAGGAGCCAAAGCUUGGAGCACAACAUACCUAUAGGGGGGAAACGGAAUCUAAACAAUGUGUCGCGGAACGUCAGUCAGUAGAGCCUAAUCAAUUAGAAAGAGAGCUUGAGGCUCCACGCGAAAGGAAGAAAAAGCCCUCUAGAAUAGCGAAAUAUGGCGAGCAAACUAAGCCCAAGAGAUCGGUCUCAUCACAAACAAAAUACUCUACUUCAAGAGGUAUUGCUGAGUACUUAGCCUCAGACGACGAUGCACAACCCCCUUCGAGUCGCAAUUCAUUUCAUCGAGUCAAGAGUAUUAGCCCGAUGAAAUCGCAAUCACCCCGGAAAACGUUCAAGACUAAAAGGCAGAUUUCAGAAUUAGAUGAGCCAGAAGAAUCAAAGCCCAGGUUCAAGAGUGCUCCUCAGCACGAUUUGUCCCCCCUCUCAACUCCCAGAAAGCGUCGCAUGAGUUCUGUAGAUGAGGCUGCAGAGAGUAAGGAUGAAAAAGCAGUCAAUCGUCCGAUUAAAGGGUUGCGAGGUCGUAUACAACGCAAAGGCUCCAAAAGAGAUAAGCCUCUUCCCGACCCUGUAUCAGAGGAGGCGUCUCAAAGACCCGUCUUCAGAGUGCCAGGAUUAGAAGACCUAGACUUGUUUGACGAUACUAGCUCACUAGGCGCUACAACGGCCCCUAUAGAAUCACAGGAUACGUCUUGGGAUCAGUUAGAUCUCGAAGAAACCGAGGCCAUGACUGUACCUAGAUGUCCAAUGUGUCACCAAGAAGUUGAUCGGGAACUACUCCAAAAAUACUCCACCGAUGGGAAAAUGAGCGUUAAGCAGCAAACCGCUUUCUGUCGGUUACACAAACGAAAGUCAGCAGCCAAGGCGGGAACCGAAAAGGGUUAUCCUAAUAUCACCUGGGAUACCUUGGACAGUCGACUCAGGUCACACAAAAACGUUCUGCAAAGAAUUCUUGAGGGAACCCAAGCAUCGCACUACCGCAAAAUACUCAAAGAAAGAGUAGACUCUGGCAAAAGUCGAACGUUGCUAACAAGUAACGACAAUCUCACACCAGGUUACUAUGGACCCAAAGGACUCCAAGUCAUGACGCAAUUCAUCAUGCGUACGUUAUCCGAUGUGCUUCGCAGGCGAGCAGUAGAGGACAAACUGAUCUCCGCGAGGUCGUACACUGGAUAUGUGCAAACGGUGCUCGUUCCCGAGUUGACUGUGCGUCUGAUCAUGGAGGAUAUGUCUGUAGGGGAAGAGAGAGCCCGAGAUGUCUUAGAAGAGAGCGUUGAAAUCGGCGAGUUGCUACACGACGAAGAUCGAGAUGUCGUCAUGAUUAAUGAAUUGGAAGAAGACCUUGCGCCAGAGGUUUGACUGGACGAUGAUAAUAGAUCUCCAUUUGCUGUUAUGGAUCUGCCGGGUUGCUUGGGUCUGGCACCUUUGGAAUCAUGUAAUCGUGUAUAACAAAAAGCGGUAUUACAGCAGCUAUGUUUCCCAGGAUUAUAGCCGAGAUAUUCUACGAGCUGUACAGUACCUAAUAUUACAGUGGGUGGCAGCGAAUAUACGAAUGAACCAGCAAGCCCCCCUUAGACAAUCACAUGCAGCCUCAAUCAUGAGCACAAGUGCAAUUCAAACCAAAUAAAAUUAUCGCCGAUCACACAGAACAUUUAACUAAUCUCGGGCGAAGAAUCUGACUAUGUACACGGACAAUAGAUAAAACAGCAACGAUAUAUACACGAACCAAUGAAGAAUAAUCAAAGACAAAAAGCAAAUAUUUAGAGCACAGGUUUCCCUUCGGAUGUCCCUCAGACACGUCUAAGCGGAAAUCUGGUUAAGAGCAGGGUCUCCGGCAGGCAGGGUCGUAGCAUCGAGACGGGCACGAGUAGCCCAGCGACCAUCGGGCACGUUGCGUCUCUUCGCCGGCGCAACCGUUGAGUUCAAAGCAGUCGAGUUGAGAGGGAGCGUGGCGUUAAGCAAGGAAGCAGACGGCACCCAAUCAGUAUUAACUUC
Molecule: messenger RNA, 2671 nt
Organism: Xylaria bambusicola
Lineage: Eukaryota; Fungi; Ascomycota; Sordariomycetes; Xylariales; Xylariaceae
Product: RTC4-like domain-containing protein
Exons: 3
Coding region: 362-2035 (557 amino acids)
Source: RefSeq, a predicted model, not a curated record